Molecule: messenger RNA, 903 nt
Organism: Pararge aegeria (speckled wood butterfly)
Lineage: Eukaryota; Metazoa; Arthropoda; Insecta; Lepidoptera; Nymphalidae
Exons: 4
Coding region: 1-903 (300 amino acids)
Source: RefSeq, a predicted model, not a curated record
AUGAUACUGAAGUUGAUUUUGAUAAGCUUACUGGCAGUUAUAUCACAAGCAAAAGUACGGCAGAAGAGGUAUCUUGUAUAUCCCGAUGGUGGACCAGCGAGAACUCAGUUUAUCAUCGGUUUGGGUGUUCCAGUAGAUUUAAAAGAAGCGUCAGUAACAGUUGGCACAGUUAUUAAAUUCCAGUAUGAUUUACCCACAAACAGUACUGAAUAUACAAGCAGAAUUUAUGGCUUUGCCAACACUGUCUCAAGAGAUAUGGAUGGUGAUGUAUCAAAGGCUGAAGAAGAAGAAAAUAAAGGCUAUGAGAUUGAUGCUAAUCUCUCAAGAAAUUUUAAUAUUGUGGACAAUAGUACUUCAGAUGAAAGGUCUGAGGCAGAUAACGAUACUUUGGUUGAUAUCACGUUUGAUGAUAGAAGAAAAAGAUCACUUCUAUAUUCAGAAGGAGGUUCAAUUGAUGAUAUAGAAGGAUCAGAUAUUAAGGCAGAAAUUUCAUUGGAAGAAGCUAUAAGACGCCAAGAGACACUAGAUAAAAAACAUAUAGAAGAAAAUCCGGAGCCUCAAAGAAUGAACCGAUGGGACUUUUAUAAAAUUAUUGAACAUAUGAUUGGAAGGUACGGUUAUUCAGGGAGACCUUGCUUGUUACGAACCAUCUGCGAGGCAGCCGAGGUGCCUUUCACAUACGAGAACGGGUUGCUUGGAGAAAUUGGCCAUAUAUUAUUCACGCCAUCGACUACCAAGGAUGUUCUCUCUCAUCACACAGACAAUGAGUUUCAUGCUGCAGAAAGACUUGGAAGAGACGCUGGUGCGGAUUGUGAAUCAAUGUUCCCUGAAUGCGAGUCUUCUAUCCUGGAUACAUUUACCGGGAUUGGGAUCGACACUUUGCAUAAAUUUGGACUAUACUGA